Molecule: messenger RNA, 645 nt
Organism: Plasmodium gallinaceum
Lineage: Eukaryota; Apicomplexa; Aconoidasida; Haemosporida; Plasmodiidae
Product: GTP-binding nuclear protein RAN/TC4, putative
Exons: 2
Coding region: 1-645 (214 amino acids)
Biological process (GO): protein import into nucleus; ribosomal subunit export from nucleus
Cellular component (GO): nucleus; cytoplasm
Molecular function (GO): GTP binding; GTPase activity
Source: RefSeq, a predicted model, not a curated record
AUGGAUGCACAAGAAUUUAUUCCACAAUAUAAAUUAAUUUUAGUUGGUGAUGGUGGUGUUGGUAAAACAACUUUCGUAAAAAGACAUCUAACUGGAGAAUUUGAAAAAAAAUAUAUUCCAACUCUUGGUGUUGAAGUUCAUCCAUUAAAAUUUCAAACAAAUUUCGGAAAAACGCAAUUUAAUGUUUGGGAUACAGCAGGUCAAGAAAAAUUUGGGGGAUUAAGAGAUGGUUAUUAUAUAAAAAGUGAUUGUGCAAUUAUUAUGUUUGAUGUGUCAUCUCGUAUUACUUAUAAAAAUGUACCAAACUGGUAUAGAGAUAUUACAAGAGUGUGCGAAACAAUUCCUAUGGUUUUAGUAGGUAAUAAAGUUGAUGUAAAGGACAGGCAAGUAAAAUCAAGACAAAUACAGUUUCAUAGAAAAAGAAAUUUACAAUAUUAUGACUUAUCAGCAAGAUCUAACUACAAUUUUGAAAAACCAUUUUUAUGGCUAGCUAGAAGAUUAUCAAAUCAACCAAAUCUUGUUUUUGUCGGAGAACAUGCUAAAGCACCUGAAUUUCAAAUAGAUCUAAAUGUUGUUCGUGAAGCUGAAAAAGAAUUAGAACAAGCAGCAGCUGUAGCUAUAGAUGAAGAAGAUAUAGAAAAUUAA